This is a messenger RNA of Bombus impatiens (common eastern bumble bee), 2918 nucleotides long. RefSeq names its product tumor protein D54. Gene Ontology annotation, cellular component: cytoplasm. Lineage: Eukaryota; Metazoa; Arthropoda; Insecta; Hymenoptera; Apidae. The coding region runs from base 299 to 1402 and encodes 367 amino acids. The transcript is spliced from 6 exons. The record is from RefSeq and is a predicted model, not a curated record.
AGCAUUUUAUCAACGAUCUUCGAUGCAAAGGAUAAUUAGACAUAAAAACGUUUGACAAUUUCGCAAUGUCGUGGGAGUUUUCUAUUUGCAACGUUAAAUCUCGAUCGAACGAACUGGUCAAAAGUGGCUGUUUCGCGUUUCAUUCGUCCGUUUAUUCUACGAACCUUGCUGUCAACUAGUCUAACGUAUUCGAUCGAGAUUGAAUAAAUAAACAGAUAAGCAAGUGAACGAAUCGAAUGAUAAUUAAACUUUCGCUUCGAUACCUCGAGAAGAAAGAAAAACGAGUAACUCCGCUGACAUGAAAACCGAUAUGCCGGACGUUAAACAGGACCAGGCUAAAGUCGAAGAUCGCCGAGGUUCUUCGAAACAAAGUACGAGAUCGAGAGUGUGUACGGGCCACGGUGAACAGGAUUGCUCGAGUGAAAACGAACACGAGUUGGAGUCGCUGGAGUACGAGGAAGACGUUUAUUAUUCGAAUUUAACUGCAACUCCCAGCUUCGACGACAUAGACGAGCUGAGCGACGAUGCGGACGAAAUUAUUGUCCAUUGCUGGCGGGACUCGAACGGUGAUAUAGACGAGAUCGUGGUUGACGAUGCGAAUCUAUCGGUGGAGACGCAGUUUUUGACGCCUGACGGCGAGGACGGCGCCACUGGUCACGGAAAGAAAAAGAGGAAAUCAGUUCGAGUGAUAUUCCAGGACUUCUCGAAGCCGUAUCUGGCCAAGAUCAGCAACAGCCAAAAUUACAAGAAGUUCCUCGAGUUGGUAAAAGGAGAAGACGCGACUCUUCACUCGGCCGAUUACAUCUCGCCAACGUCAGAUAACGUAGUGAACGAGCUGCAAGGACUCUCUCUGGAAGAACAGAAUCGCCAAAAGGAGGAAUGGAGCGCGGAACUGGCCAAGGUGGAAGAGGAGAUUCAAACCCUGAGGCACGUGUUGGCGAACAAGAUCAGAGUCUCUCAAGAGCUGAAGAGGAAGCUGGGCAUCAGCGUUUGGAAAGAGAUCACCGACGACAUGAAUCAGGGCUUGAAAAACGUUAAGGAGAGUCAAGUUUAUCAGAACGUCGGCGAGAAACUCGGUCAGUUCAGCAAGGCGGUCACCGAGAACACUUUAUUCCAGAAGACAGAGUCUGUAUUCAAGACCACGGCUGAGAAGACGACCAGCAUUCUUGGCGGCUUCGGAAGUGGAUUAUCCAUGAAGCUCGGCCAGAUGCGUAACUCCGACAGCUUCCGUUCCCUAGAGGAACGAGUUGGAUCUGCCUACGAGAACAUGAAGACGAAAGUCGUGCCUUCAAGAUCCAGCUCAAUGCAAAGCUUCAAUGAGAUGCUUCGAGACACGGAAUCGUUACGCUCGGCGCCAACAGCUACCAGCCCGACCAUUCCGGAAGACAAACUUCUGUCUUAGAGUUGGGCAUCUCGAGUUUACAUCGAUUUCUGCCUCUUCUCUGCGUAACAUGCUGACGCGUCGAUCCACGAUGCCGGUGUUUCGCCCUAUGCUACAAACUAUCACUUUCCACUGCGUAUUGCUAUUAAUCAGGGCUAUGCGAUGUCGUCUACGUAAUCGAACGUCUAUUAAAACGAAAUAAAAAAGUAAAAAAAAAGUCAAGUCAGUCGUGGAAAAUGAGUUGGCUUCGCGGAUAUCGAUCGGUAUGAUGCAACGAUUCGAACAAUUUGUGUAUUUUGGAUGUUUCCUUGCGUGCACAAAGCUGUGUAGGACAGUGGACGUUGUUGGAAGCAACUUGAUGUUUCUUCGUGAUUUAAUAAGUUGCACGAUAUGCCCUGUUGAGAACAGAAAAGCUAAUUUGUGAUCCUUUCUUUUCUUUAGUGAUUAUUUUUGUUUAUUUUUUUUUUUUUUUUUUUUUUACGGAUUGAUUUUUAGAAAUGCGUGGAGAAAUCUUGUUGAUUUUUAACAUGUGACGUUUCUUUUAUUUUGUUUCUCUUUUUUCUUUUUUGUUGUUUAAAGAACAUGCAGGAUUUCUGUGUUAAUUGAUCCUUUUACGGUGACAAGCUUAUCAGCGUUGUAUCAAUAGUUUGCGUUUCUUCGUAUCGGGAACAUGUUACUCAAGAAGAUGGCAAUUGAUUUCUUUACUUUAUCGAACUUAUUUGCACUACAGCGAUUUUAAUAACGUAUAAUAUAAUAUAUCGUUGGAUACGUACCUUAACGUUUAGCGGUUCAACCUGUUUUUGCACCACGAAUUCGUGAAAGUAGGCACACACGCUUUGAAUAGAUAUUUUACUCUGGUGGCGUUCUCGCUCCCUUUCCGGAUAUCGAUAAUCUUAACAUCAGAAACGAUACCUCGAUGUAUUCCUAUGACAUACGAAUUCUGACUAGCAAUCUUCUUCGAUAAGACUCGUGCUUCGACAAUACUAUCUAUUUUCGUGUGAUAGAAAAUGAUCGAUCUGUAUCGUGCAGUCUAUUUGAAAAUAAUUCGAAUUCGUGCAGUAACAUUUGUAGAGUUUCCAGGAUUACUUUACGCGGGACACAGGUGGCCGCCAUUGUUUCACAAUUAUUCGAUUCAUCUCAAAUAUUCCCGAAAAUAUUUCUGAAUAGGUAUCUAUCUUUGUACGUUGAUAAAUGUCCUUAUAAUUACGUUAUGAAACAUUUUAUAACUCGUUGCAUUUAAGCAAGACUAAUAUCGAUCUUAAAUAACGAAGCUGUUACGGCUAUUACGACCAUGUAAUUUCGUUCAAAAUCGAAAUUUUAUCGUUGUGAGAAUUAAUAAACGCGAUACUGUUAUACAUGUUCGCAAUGAAUCAAAUUCUUCAGCACUAUGCUUGAACAUAUAGAGAAUGGUCGAUAAGUCACUUUCCUUCCCAUUUAAGAGCUGUACAACUUUCUUUAUUAUAUAUUUUUAAAUUCUUAUUUCAGACUUUUGAAAACAAUUGCAAUGUAGAAGCAAGUACAAGUAUUACAAAAAAAA